Suillus plorans is the source of this 309-nucleotide messenger RNA. RefSeq lists its product as uncharacterized. The record is from RefSeq and is a predicted model, not a curated record. The coding region runs from base 1 to 309 and encodes 102 amino acids. The transcript has 2 exons. Lineage: Eukaryota; Fungi; Basidiomycota; Agaricomycetes; Boletales; Suillaceae.
AUGCCCUUGACUUUCAGUCUUGAAGCCUAUGCUGCUAUAUUUUCCGCUAUUCUCAUGUCGCUGCGCUUGCCGUCCAGCCCACCGCCUUAUAAUCACACACAGUCAUCGUAUCAUGACCACUCCGUACACAAAAAUAGGCAAUAUCAGGACCUCUUGGUCCCUGUAGCACCUUCUGUCUUGAUCCACAUCCCAAGCCCUACCUGCCAUAGUCCACGUAGUGCACACCGCAGAAAGCGGAAACAGAGCAUUCCUAUGGUGGAGAUAGUACAUCAUAAAACAGAGCCCCCGCAAUUGAUGCAGCAAUAUUAA